Striga asiatica is the source of this 573-nucleotide messenger RNA. The record is from the annotation of a GenBank genome assembly. Lineage: Eukaryota; Viridiplantae; Streptophyta; Magnoliopsida; Lamiales; Orobanchaceae.
AUGGUGGACGUGCACGUUGUGGAUGAUGACGUUGCUCACGUAUUGCACGGUGAUGCAGCCGCCGCCGGUAAUGUGGACGUGGGCCCCGCGGCCGUCGAUGGUCUUGUAGGAGUUGAGGAUGAGCUCCUCCUUGAGUUGGAUGAGCAUGUUGGCGGCGAAGACGAUCCAGAGGGGCUCCGACUGGAUGACCGCGUGGCGGAGGGUGCCCGGUUUGGGGUUGACGGCGUCGAGGUCGGAGGAGUCGGUCACGACGUAGUAGCGGCCGCCUUUGCCGCCGAGCGCGUACUGGCCGAAGCCGAUUGCGCAGUCGGCGAGGCGCUGGCGGUCGAGCUGCCAGUUCGGGUCACAGCGCCAGCAGUCGUCGAUGGGGUUGCCGGUGAGGCAGGAGGAGGAGGGGUCGGAGAGCAUCGACCGACGCCUCGACAUCGAGGCGUCAGCUUGCCUGCAAAUUUUUUAUUUUUUUUUAUUUUUUUCCUUUUGGAGAAAAUGAGGAUAUGGAAAGAGAGUACAAAAACAUUGGAUACCACAAACGGUCAACCGGAAAAAAGGGGGAGUGAUGUGUGUAAUGUGUAG